Messenger RNA from Eriocheir sinensis (Chinese mitten crab), 6080 nucleotides. Its product is annotated as transcription termination factor, mitochondrial-like. Gene Ontology annotation, cellular component: mitochondrial matrix. Gene Ontology annotation, biological process: termination of mitochondrial transcription; regulation of DNA-templated transcription. Gene Ontology annotation, molecular function: double-stranded DNA binding. The coding region runs from base 420 to 1781 and encodes 453 amino acids. The transcript is spliced from 11 exons. Lineage: Eukaryota; Metazoa; Arthropoda; Malacostraca; Decapoda; Varunidae. The record is from RefSeq and is a predicted model, not a curated record.
CAGUGCACGUGUGACCGUCGAAGGGGGAGGGUGUGCGCGUGAGGUGGCACCCUAGGGAAGCAGUGUGUGUGCCAGCAGGCCAGGGCGAGGGAGCAGGCCGAGGCGUGGCUCUGAGCUGUUCCUGCCUCCUGAAGCUUGCCUGAGGUUCGUGCAAACCAAGUGACUCCACCUCAGGAGCAGCGCUGGAGUGGAGGCAGCAGCAUGAGGGGCCAGGACCAGCAGGAGGGUCAGGGAUAAUCAGCAGCACCACCACCUUGCUGCUGCGUCUCCAGCCGUUAAGAAAAAGGUGUAGGAGAUUCAGGGAAGGUCCAUGAUACUGACAAGCAAGAGAACUGAUACAAAGGUCAAGUCAAAAGCUGCACAAACAAAAGGAAGACAAGAGGAAAGUCCUGAAGCUGAAUAUCAACGUUUUCCCGACCAUGACCAGAAUCAACGUCCUAAGCCCAUCUCUGUCCCUCGUGGCCAAGCUGUGUCACCCUCCUUGGCUCUCCCCGGCCCCAAAGACUGCUGGAAAGGUGCCAUGGAGUCGUGCUCACCUGUGCAGAGUGCCGGGUCGAGGACAGGUGUGGGCAGGCAGGUGUGUGGGGCUGGCAGGUGCACGCUUCCACUCCACCGCAUCCUUGGCAGCCUCCUCCACACCUGAUCCAGAAAACAGCAGAGGUGAGCAGGGGAGGGUGGCAUCCCGGUUUCACAAGGAUCUCGUCCCCGGGCAAAGGGCAGGGAAGCAGAUAAAACGACCUCAAACACAGCAGGAGGAAGUUGACAGAGUGAUGGCAGCCAUGCAGGGUCUCUUCAGCAUGAAGGGCCAGGAUGCAAUGGAGGUCCUAAUAUCCUGCCUGCCCUCUCCGGUGUCCUCCACAGAUGUCCUAUACAACCUGCAGAACCUGAAGGAGUGUGGGAUAAAGGGGUCACAGAUACAAAGGAUUCCGUGGAUCAUCACCCAACCCGCAGGCAAGCUCUCGGAGAAGCUCGUCAAGAUCAUGGGCCCGUACCUGUUCCGGAAGCACCACGAGGGACUGGGGUUCUGCUACCUGUCCCUUGAGCUCAUUUCCAACUACCAGAGGCGCUUCAGGAAUGAGUCGGCGAGAUUCAGUGGCCACCCCAACCGCAUCUACUACCUGGCGGAGAAGAUACAGGUACCGGUGGAGUUGUUCACAGAGAGGAUCGGCAAGCCUCACAAAACACUGACCAUGAACAUCGAGAGGCUGGACAGCUUCAUCGACAUGUUGCACCGGUAUGGCAUAACCCCCGAGGACAUCAUUGCGGACCUGUGGGUGUUUGGGUACUGCUCCACGCGGGCUGAGGACAGGCUGCGCAGGGCGGCUGAGCUGGGCUGCACCGACUUGAGGCCGUGGAUGUGCCGAUGCUCAGACAAGAUAUUUGACAGGUUCUGUGCACGCUACCAGAGUGGGCGCGACCUGCUGGGGGAACACGAGUCCGUCUUUGACUUCCUCUCGGAGCGCCUGAACUGUGAUCGCAGCGAGGUGGAGCGAGCCUUCCAGAGCAACAUCAUCAUGCAGCGCGUCCACAUCAGCAAGUUCAACAGGAUCCUGGACCUUCUCUUCUCCGAGGGAAUACCCGCCACGGAGAUCAGAAUGUGCAUGCGGAUCUUCCAGUACUCGGAGCUCCGGACGGCCGCCAGGAUACAGGAGCUGAAGAACGUCGGAUUCUUCCCCUUCCCGCUGAGCAUCCUCUGCCGCACCCCUGCCCAGUUCAGGUCCAUGGUGCAGGAGUUCAAGAAGCGGAAGUACAUGGACGUGUUGCAGUGGAAUGGGAAAUGAUGAGUGGCUGACGGUAUGGAAGUGUGUGUGUGUGGAUGAGUGUGCCAGAUGAGAAGAGAUGGAUGAGAUGAGUUGUAUGUGCCAAGUAGAGAUGGAGCGCAAGUGGAUGAGUGUGCCAGAUGAGAAGGGAGGGAUGAGAUGGAUUGCAUGAAUGUGCCAAGGAGAGAUGGAUGAACUUAGAUUGUAUGAAGUUAAUGAAAGACUGAAUGAUUGAAAUUGAAAGAUAAUGAAAGGUAAAGAUGGAUAAAGACUGAAUGUAUAAAUGUGUUGGAUGAAGAUUGGAUAGAGAGAGAAAGAUAGUUGAAGAUUUUACGAGUGUGAGAUACAUAAAGAAAGACAGAUGAAAGUUUGAAGUUACCAGAUGAAGAUGGGUGAAGAUGAUUAUGUGAAUGUGACGGAUGAAGUAGUGAAAUGUAUGACGGACGGAUGAUUGUGUAUUCAUCCAGUGAGAGAAUGUGUGUGUUCCCUAAAGGCUGUGAUAGUUAUGGGCUAAUCAGUGCAUCCAAGUUACUUUUUACCUAUUCAAAUUAAUGUAAAUAUUAUGUAUACUAAACUGGACAAAUGUAAAUAAACGUCUUCAGUAUAUUUAAAGUAUUUCACGUAAUUCUUUUUCUAAACCAAAUAGCCGAUGUGUCAAUGCCUGUAGUGUCUUUGCUUACCUUAAUAGUGGAUUGGACGUGCAGUAUAUGAAGGCUGAUGCAUUCAUGGGCGUGUCACUAAAAUCUAACCUACACAAAUUCCAUCCAGUGUAUAAGAAAAUCACCACUUGGCUACAAUGUUUGGAAAUUGGGCCGUAUUACAAGUUGAACCCGAGAAGUUUCAGGUCCCUACAAAGGUUGGUUUAGGGGCUGCAUUACAAGUCCAAUCCAAGAAUUUUUGGGUCCCUACAAAGGUCGGUUUAGGGUCUGCAUUACAAGUCCAAUCCAAGAAGUUUCGGGUCCCUACAGAGAUUGAGAUGAAUAACUCUGUAGGGACCCGAAUAACUUGGAUUCGACUUGUAAUACAGGCCCUUAUUAUAACCAAACAAAACUACAACAUCCCAAAUAUGAACUAAAUAAAUUACAACCAUGAUAUUAACUGCAUUCCGUCUACAUGAGAAAAAUGAAAGUAGCUGCGGUAUAUUGGAAAAAAAGUAUAACCCCAUAAACUACUAUAUUCCACGUAUGAAAUUAGUUUACUAUGAUAUAAAUAACAUUCCAUCUAUAUGAAGAAAAAAAAAGUUGCUACUACAGUGUAUGGGAAAAAAAGUUACGACCACUACAAUAGAAUGAAAACCAACUUAAGAAUUACAGUGAAAGGUAAAAAAAUAUCCAUGCUGUUGUUUUCAUAUCAUUCAUUCUUUCACAACCUCAGGAAAUGCUCGUAUAUACACACAAGAAAUGCUACAAAUAAAUUCCCGCAGGCAUUUGGGGAAACAUAUUACAUACUCCAUUCACAUAAAUUUUGCAUAUAUGUCCCACCAAUGCUUGCCCAAUAAGCCACCAAUAAGAUUCACCCUUCCCCAGCAUCCACCAAUCACAAGCCAGGAUUUGGGAGGAGGCGUGGCUAGCUCGUGGACUGGCCAAUGAUUACGCUCUUAACAGGGAAGGGGGUGGAGCUUAUAUGCCUUGUUAAUGUGAAUGUUGUAUAAAAUUAUGCAUUGCUACGGCUACCACAUCUUUACAUCUGUUUAUACACCAGUUCUUCACCCACUCAUGACUACAAUACAUUAAUAAGGAAGGAAUACAGGGAAAGUGUCAGCCCAGGAGUUUUAUACAUAUCAUAAGACCCCGUCCACACGGGCCAACUUUGCUCGGCAAACUUUGCCUCUUUGCGGGCUAAGCCUAUCGUACGCAUUUAUGCUGCUGUCCAAACAACGUUGGUUGGGCAGUCAGAGCUUUACAGUGACUGAGACAGGAUCAAGUGGUAUACGACAACAUGGAUCACAGGACACGCACAAAGAAAACUGCUCCGUAUUCUGUUAAAGCAGCGUGCAGAAAGGUAAAAACAACAAGGCAAAAGAUGUAAUCUGGCAGCACCUUCAUGCCACACCAACCACCUGACCUUGAUGUGCAACAUGCAAAGCCUCGAUACUUUGUUAAACAUUAGGGAAAACAUAUACGAAGCUUUGCUUGUGUUUCUCCAUUUAUGACAUCACACCGAGCAAAGUGUUCCCCUGUGGACGAGGCUUAAGUGAUCUAGAUACUCUUUGAUAUUCCCUUCACUCUAAAUGCUUCACUUGCUAAGAAGGUUGACUACUCUAAUGGAAGGAUUUCAGGUUAGUUAAUCAAAACAAAAGUUACAAAUGAAACUCAAAUAUGGAAUUGGUUAUCAGUCUUGAGGAGGAGGAUAUGUUCACCUCAUGUGUUCUAUUCAGCACCAAUAUCAAGAAAAUAAAACUAUUCUACUUUGGAAAACCGAGUCAAGGUAUAACAAUGACCCUGGCAUAUUAGUGCAGUGUUCUAAAAGUUUUAUAACAUCUGGAACACUACUCGGCCUACCUACGUUUUCUUAGCAACACUGCCAUCCUAGUCAUCGAGGAUCCACGGGAAUGGCAUGAAAAUAGUGGACGUGCCUGAGGAGGAAACAUAACAACUUACUGGAGUUCGCGCAAAGCAAGGCUCGUAUACAAACACCCAAGUAUUCAUAAGACAUCUUGUGUCCUCAUGUAUAAACCAGUUUGUCAUUAAGCAUCAAGUGUUCUGGCACACACUGAAGAAAUGCCUCGAAACCAAACACACACACACACACCUAUAAGCAUGUGUGUGUGGCUACAAGACUCCCCUACAAACUUAGAACUAAACACAGGAAUGAAAAUGCUUAAAAUGUGCUACUCUAUAAAUAUACCACUCCACAUACACACUACAUUCUUUACUGUAUACUCGUACCCUGAUAUUAUUUUCCACAGCCAUGGCGGACUUAGUAAUUAGUGUGUGUGUGUACCAAAAAGGCAGGUGGGUAUUACCUAAUAAUGCUUCUUUAACCCGGUAGCAGCGGGGAUCAUGAUUCUUAAUGGUCCCUCUAAACGAGAAAAAUGAGAAAAAAUCAUCACUCACACAAACCAUUUCAUUUUGCAUUUGCAUUUGUGAUCACUUUAUGCAUCAUCUAUUUUGGGGGGUUUAUAUCAUGGCACAAAUUUGGCCUGUCGCUGCUACCGGAUUAACUUGAGCUAGAAUGCACAGCGGUAGGGAAGUGAGCGAGGGAGAGGCUGACUUCCUCCUGGGCUGACGUAUGGCAACUCUAAGGCCUAUUGUGCGGCUGCUUGUCCUACACUAUCAAUGACUUAAAAUCUAUGGUAUGUUCUUUCCCUCUCCACCAGUCACUAUCACGAGUCUGACUUCCCUUGAAUCUCAGACUUCCUUCAUUAAAAUUACAUAACAUAGGUCCUUCUAUACUUAUUUAUACUUCAGUCAUUAUAAAUUACAGGUUUCAUCAAUCCCUUUGCUAAAUAAUGACAACUUUAACCAGCCAGCAAGUUAUUUUAGCAAGUUCUUAUAAUAUUUCAAAGGCCUUUUCACUACUGAGUCUCAAAACUUAGGUAAAGGAAUGCAAGUUUUAUCAAUUGGCGAGCUCGUAAUUUUUCAAAAAGCGUAUUUACUACAGACUUUCAAACCAAGGUAACUGAAUGACUACUCACCUAACUAGCAAGGCCUUAUAAACUUUCAAAAGCCUAUGUACUGAUGAACUUCAAACUCGGGUAAAGGAAUGGCAACAGUGCAUAACAGAUUGACCUUUUUCGACCACUCCUCUUCACUCUUUUACAUAGGAGCAGUGAUUAGUGGCCUUUUUUCAUAGCCUUUUAUUUAUUUUUGCCUUGACCUGACCUCUCUUUCAACCACUCCUCUUCACUCUUUUACAUAGGAGCUGUGAUUAGCAUUUUUUUUCUCAUGGUUCUUUUUUUUUUUUUGCCCUCGAGCUGCUGCUUUUAAAAACUACGCACUCUUGUUUGGAUAUGGGAAGCGUUUUACUGCAGUUCAAACUAAGGAUGAAAAAUAUAUGCAGGGGCCGACUACACGAGGAAGGCACAAAGAAAUCACAUAUACAUUUGGCUCUGUGCUUGGGUACUCACACUACGCUAUGUACUUCGGAUAGUUUCCAAAUCAAGCUUCCAGAAAAGGGAACGAGAACUAGAAUUAUAAAGAAUUUAGGCUCCACACACAUGACUGCAGCUAUGAAUUUGUCUAAGUGCUUAAGGCUGGGCUGUUCCUGGGCCAAAGUUCCCUACACCCAUACUAGAUAGAUACACAUAAAUAGAUUGACUAAUACAUGGAAGAACAACAAGAACAAGAGGAGCAAAAACAAUAACAAGGAGAAGAACAA